Molecule: messenger RNA, 837 nt
Organism: Gamsiella multidivaricata
Lineage: Eukaryota; Fungi; Mortierellomycota; Mortierellomycetes; Mortierellales; Mortierellaceae
Exons: 1
Coding region: 48-692 (214 amino acids)
Source: RefSeq, a predicted model, not a curated record
CACAACAUAGUUUCAACAUACACUAUUCCAAAUCAUCAUAUACCACCAUGCGUUCCGUUCUCUCUGUUCUCUUGGCCUCAGCCCUCGUCGGCGCCAUGGUCACCGCAGAUGUCCGCCACGGCCAGCAGGCAGCCUUCCGCUUGGAGCCCCGUCAUGUCCAGCACCACCGCAAGGCCGAACACUCUUACCACCGUAAGAACUCCGCUAAGAAGCAGCGUCGUGACCUGUCAGGUUUCCCAGUCGCCCCCAUCGCGGCUCAGGUGCCUGUUGCUUUCACUAUGACUGCCAUCCCUAAAGUUGCCCAAGCACCUGCCUCUGAGCCUGCUCCAAUGAAGGUUGUUGCACCUGUAGCUGAGGUCGUGACCAAGCAGGACGUUACUAUGGAGGCGACUACGCAGGGCGAGAACCUGAGGUUCCAUCGCAAGUCUUCGCACCCUCACAAGUCAAAGUGGGGGAAGAAGCAUCAUUAUGGAAAGCAUCACAAGCACCACAAGCACCACAAGCAUCACGAGCAUCAUAAGCAUCACGAGCAUCACAAGUAUCACAAGCAUCACAAGCGUGCACUUGAGUUGCACCGCAAGAAGGCGAAUAGCAAGAAGUCAUCUCCCUCUAGCCAUAAGUACGGGCACAACAAGCGUGAUAUUGAGACCAUUGAUUUCCACCGCAAGUGCCAUUCCCAACGCAAGAACUGAGGAAUAGACGGACGGGAUUGUGUAAAGAGUCUUUCUUUUUUGUAUACCAUAGACCUUAAUACUAUUAACACAACACAACACAACACAACACAAGAAGCCUCGAGUGCCAAACUCUUUGUAGAUAAUAAAAAGACGCCGUACCCAG